Saitoella complicata NRRL Y-17804 is the source of this 816-nucleotide messenger RNA. RefSeq names its product ribonucleases P/MRP protein subunit POP5. The coding region runs from base 65 to 511 and encodes 148 amino acids. The record is from RefSeq and is a predicted model, not a curated record. Gene Ontology annotation, cellular component: ribonuclease P complex. Gene Ontology annotation, molecular function: ribonuclease P RNA binding. NCBI's taxonomy places the organism in Eukaryota, Fungi, Ascomycota, Saitoellomycetes, Saitoellales, Saitoellaceae. The transcript has 2 exons. Gene Ontology annotation, biological process: tRNA 5'-leader removal.
AGCUCCCGUUCGACUUCUGAACCUUGAGCUUGAGUAGACGAUCGUCCUCCUCGCCGUGUUCAGCAUGGUCCGUCUAAAGCAACGCUACAUUCUCUUCAACAUCAUCUACCCUGACUCGCCCUCCCUCUCAAGCUCCGGCUCAUCCUCAUCCUCAUCCUCAUCUCUCACCUUCUCCCACCCAACAGACGCAAAACUCACACCCCAAGCCCUCGCCCACCUCAUCCGCGAACAAAUACAAGCAAAUUUCGGGGACUGGGGCUCCGGAGUCGUCGCCGCGACUUUAAACGUGAAAUAUUUCUCCCAUGCAACGAGUACGGGGAUCUUGAGGGUAACGAGACAGCAUUUUAGACUGGCGUGGGCUGCGUUGACGUUCUUGACGGAGAUUUUGGGGAGGGGGUGUGUGAUUAAGGUUGUUAGGGUGAGUGGGACGAUCAAGAAGGCGGAGAUGGAGGUGAUUAAGAGGGGGCGGGCGGGGAUUUUGGCUACCUCUGGUUCUAUCAUCGAGCCAUAACGACGGAGAGUAGAAGGAGGAGGAAGAUGUACGAUAUAGAGAAUGCAUUAAGGAGCGCUGGUCGCUCUGGGAUACCCAUAUGAAGAGAAUAAAAUCUAUAUUUGACUGGAAGCGUCUCAUUCUCCAUUCCUCCUCCAAUCGCCCUUCUGAUGCCUCCAAGUAACGAAAUGCGUCAACCCUAACAACACCGGCACCUCUACCAACGGCCCCACAACACUCGCCAACGCCUGCUUCGAAUCAAUCCCAUAACUCGCAAUAGCAACAGCGAUAGCUAACUCGAAAUUGUUGGAGGCACCGGUGAAGGC